GUACUACGCAGUCAUCAAAUGGCUUCAACAGGAUUGGCUGGAAUUGCAAUUGUCCUAUGUACUGCUGAUGUUCUCUAUGCCUUUGCUAUAGUGGAAAAGGAUGAUGUGUUCAAGAAGACCCCUUGCCCAGCCUUUCUGAUGUUUGAGAAUGCUGCUUACCUGGCUGAUAUGAGCUUUGAGUUGCCUUGCAAUUGUAAACCAGAGGAAAUCAGCUCUGUGGUUUGGUACUUUCAGAAAAAUAUGGGCAGUCAGCAGACUAACGUCUUGACAGACUUUGAUGGCACUUUGACAGUGGACUCCAGCCACAUCAAGGUGGGCAGUGACAUGAUUCGGCGCUUCAGCAUUAGGAUGUUCAGUCUCAUUAUCUUCCGGGUGCAGGUGGAAGAUUCAGGGCACUAUAUUUGUGGCACAAAGAAAGGAGAUUUCUUCUAUGGCUAUGACAUAGAUGUACAAGUUUCCAAGGGAAUAGCAGUUGUCUUUACAGAUAAGAAUCAGCAUUCCUGGAGAGAUGAUGAGAAAACACAUUUCAUGAUCUUUACCAUCUUCUGGGAUUGGACCAAGUGCAACCGCUGUGAUGUCAGGGGUGAGCAACGGAGAAUUGGUCUUUGCUAUGUGAAAAGCCCCUAUCUGCUCAGGCGGUACCAUACAACCACAGCAGAGGUGGCAUCCUGUGGUUCGAGGUCAGUCCCAAAACAGUUUUGGGGUGUUGUUCAGAUUAGAAAGCCCGAGAUUGUUAUCCGAAGUUGCAUGAUAUCUUGUAGAGGAAAGACAACUUCAAAUGAUGGAGAAGCAUCCAUCUCAAACAUCAUUUCAAAGCUUGGAGAAAAACCCUGGGUUCCCAAUAUCCCCAUUCAGUUCCACAAGCAGACCCUUGGUAGCGGGUUGAUCAUUACCUGCCCUGGUGCCAGGCCAGAACAUGCUAUAGCCUGGGAUAAAGAUUCAACUCGUCUGUACCUCACUAGGUUCCUCAUUGGGGUCAACAAGAGCAUGAGGGUCUUCAUUGACCAUGGAAAUCAGCUGCACAUCCACUUCACCCAGAUGAAUGACAGAGGCAUCUACUAUUGUUGGCGAGAGGGACAAAUGGUUGCUGGUUUCCGACUAUCUGUGGUGUAUGAAAGCCGCCUCAAACGAAGCCCUGAUGAUCCUGAGACACAGUACGCUGUGAAUGCGAUCCUCACAAGCUAUAUCCUCAUCACCAUUCUCUUUGUCACCAUCCACAUGAUCCACUGCUGUCUUUAUGUCUUCAAGUAUACAGCUGUGGAAUAG
Elgaria multicarinata webbii is the source of this 1266-nucleotide messenger RNA. It is a transcript of the gene FAM187A, whose product is annotated as family with sequence similarity 187 member A. Lineage: Eukaryota; Metazoa; Chordata; Lepidosauria; Squamata; Anguidae. The transcript has a single exon. Bases 19 to 1266 code for a protein of 415 amino acids. The record is from RefSeq and is a predicted model, not a curated record.